CAAAUUUCUCACAUUUAUUCUGUGAUGUUUGAUCUGAAAGCUCAGACCAGAUUCAGCAUCGGAUGGUUUCAGACUGAGAUCGUCAGAGGAUCCGAAAUGAAGAUUCUGGUGUUUCUGUGUUUUGUGGGAUUGAGUUUUCAAGGCUCUGAUGCAGUGACUCAUUCUCUGAAGUAUUUCUACACCGCUUCCUCUCAAGUCCCGAACUUCCCAGAGUUCGUGGUUGUCGGAAUGGUUGAUGAUGUUCAGAUGGUUCAUUAUGACAGCGACACCAGAGUGGCGGUUCCUAAACAGGACUGGGUGAAUGAGGCUGUGGAUCAGCAGUACUGGGAGAGACAAACUGGAGGCCUUCUGGGUUCACAGCAGACCUACAAAGCCAACAUUGAAAUAGCAAAGCAGCGCUUCAACCAAACUGGAGGUGUUCACGUGUUCCAGCUGAUGUACGGAUGUGAGUGGGAUGAAGAGACUGAAGAGGUCAAAGGUUAUCGUCAGUAUGGUUAUGAUGGAGAAGACUUCAUUGCUCUUGACCUGGAAAAGGAAAUAUAUGUUGCUGCAAAACAACAGGCUGUCCUUACCAAAAAUAAGUGGGAAAAUGACAAAACUGAAAUGGCAUACAGAAAGAACUACUACACCAAGGAGUGUCCUGAGUGGCUGAAGAAAUAUGUAAACUCUGGAAGGAGUUCUCUGAUGAGAACAGAGUCUCCUUCAGUGUCUCUCCUCCAGAAGUCCUCCUCCUCUCCAAUCAGCUGUCAUGCUACAGGUUUCUAUCCUAAUAGAGCUGAACUGCUGUGGAGGAAAGAUGGAGAGGAGAUCCAUGAAGGAGUGGAGAAAGGACAGAUCCUCCCCAACAAUGAUGGAACUUUCCAGAUGAGCGUUGAUCUCCAACUUCCAUCAGGAGAAGAAAUGCAGAGAUAUGAAUGUGUGUUUCAGCUCUUUGGAGUCAAAGACCAAAUCACUAAACUGGAGAAAACAAAGAUCAGGACCAAUGAAGAGUCUAUCAAUCUUGGGUUGGUCAUUGGUGUUGUCCUUGCUUUGGUUGUUCUCCCUUUUAUCGUUUUUGGUGCUUAUAAAGCAGUGUCUGCAUUUAUUCAUUACAUGAGGGAAGAAAAGCGUCCACCAACCCCUCCAGAAAACGCUGAAGUCAACCAGGUGAUGCUUCCAGAAGUCCAAGAGAUGAACUCUCCUCAGAACAGUUAAGGAGCAAAAAAUUAUUUUUUUUUCUUUUCUUAUGAUGAUUUACAUAAAGCCAGCGAUCCUUUAAUGCAAAUCCUUUUUAAAUUUUUCAGCUUGCAAGCAGACAAGUUUGUUAUUGAAAGCCUAAAAUAUGAAAAAACAUAAAUUAGAGUUUGGUUUGUUAAAAUACUUUAUCUUUUUCAGUAAAGUAUAGAAUGGUUGAAAUGUAUCAAUACUUCCACAUUUGCUAAAUCUGAAGUAAAUUAAAAGUUGUUUGUUCUGUGAUGGCAUUUUACUUUGCUUAUUCAAAACUUUUGUCUCAGUUCUAAAUGUUUUUGUCUUUAUUCAUCAUCUGGUUGUAUAUUUUGACACUUAUGCAUAGAGGCAACACACUGCUUGAUUUGUGUUACUCCUGAGUUAUUAAAGAAACUGUCUUUUGAAUGAAAGUUAAGCUCAAUUAUUUGGUUCUUGUCUUCUUUUUUUAUCAACUUUUGUGUUUCUUGUUGAUUUUAUAGACUUCCUGUGUGUGUAGACAUUGCUAAUAUAAAAGUUGGGGUUAAAUCACUUUGCAUGGGAAAUCAAAUGUUUGUUGAACUUCUAUUUCAUGCUUUUUCUUUGUAAAUUUUUCCCUGAAUAAAACCUGUUGUAAAUCCACA
This is a messenger RNA of Oryzias melastigma (Indian medaka), 1826 nucleotides long. Its product is annotated as major histocompatibility complex class I-related gene protein. Gene Ontology annotation, biological process: immune response. The record is from RefSeq and is a predicted model, not a curated record. Gene Ontology annotation, cellular component: external side of plasma membrane. The transcript is spliced from 8 exons. Bases 25 to 1194 code for a protein of 389 amino acids. NCBI's taxonomy places the organism in Eukaryota, Metazoa, Chordata, Actinopteri, Beloniformes, Adrianichthyidae.